GUUCCUCUUUGUAAUUUCGUUCUGAAUCGGGUUAUACUGGUAAUAUUGCUACCACUGGUGGUUUCAAAGGAGUGCUCAAAUUUUCAUUUCUGGGUAUUUUUGAAGACUGGCACCUAUGGCUUCUUGUUCUGUUCUGUUUGGGUGCACUGGGCUUGGUUCAGUGGGUAAGCUUAGGUCUCAGAGGCUAUGUGUGCGGUCUGCUCUGGAUACUAACGUGUCUGAUAUGAGCGUUAAUGUUCUUGUUUUCUGGGGAUUUAUUUUUAUGCCGGAGAUGGGUUUGAGGUUUUACCUUGAUUUUGAUUUCUGCAACUUAGCAGGAGCUCCAAAGGGUUUGUUUCCACCAGAACCUGAACAUUACAGGGGACCAAAGCUGAAAGUAGCUAUCAUUGGAGCUGGACUUGCAGGCAUGUCAACUGCAGUGGAGCUAUUGGAUCAGGGCCAUGAGGUGGAUAUAUAUGAGUCAAGGUCUUUCAUUGGUGGCAAAGUAGGCUCUUUUGUUGAUAAACGUGGCAAUCACAUAGAGAUGGGACUGCAUGUGUUCUUUGGUUGCUACAAUAAUCUCUUCCGCUUGAUGAAAAAGGUUGGUGCAGAUAAAAAUCUCCUUGUGAAGGAUCAUACUCACACUUUUGUUAACAAGGGGGGUGAAAUUGGUGAACUUGAUUUCCGAUUUCCAGUCGGUGCUCCCAUACACGGGAUCCGUGCAUUUUUGUCUACAAAUCAGCUCGAGACUUAUGAUAAAGCAAGAAAUGCUCUGGCUCUUGCCUUAAGUCCUGUCGUGAGAGCUCUUGUUGAUCCAGAUGGAGCAAUGAGGGUCAUAAGAAAUUUGGAUACUAUAAGCUUCUCUGAUUGGUUUUUGUCUAAAGGUGGGACACGUGCAAGCAUCCAGAGAAUGUGGGAUCCUGUUGCUUAUGCCCUCGGGUUUAUUGACUGUGAUAACAUCAGUGCUCGCUGUAUGCUGACUAUAUUCUCAUUAUUUGCUACCAAGACAGAGGCUUCCCUUCUGCGAAUGCUCAAGGGUUCCCCAGAUGUUUACUUGAGUGGUCCCAUCAGGAACUAUAUCACAGAAAGAGGAGGCAGAUUCCACUUGAGAUGGGGAUGCAGAGAGAUACUUUAUGAUAAAUCUGCUGAUGGAGAGACAUAUAUCACAGGAAUUGCCACGUCAAAAGCAACUAAUAAAAAAAUCGUCAAAGCUGAUGCAUAUGUUGCAGCUUGUGAUGUCCCUGGAAUUAAACGGUUGCUUCCGCCACAGUGGAGGGAGUGGGAAUUUUUUAACAAUAUUUAUGAGCUAGUUGGAGUGCCUGUUGUAACCGUGCAACUUAGAUACAACGGCUGGGUCACAGAGUUACAGGAUCUCGAACGAUCACGGCAAGUGAGGCAAGCUGUGGGCAUGGAUAACCUUCUGUAUACUCCGGAUGCAGAUUUCUCAUGCUUUGCAGACCUAGCUCUCACUUCUCCUGAGGAUUACUACAUUGAGGGACAAGGUUCAUUGCUCCAAUGUGUUUUGACCCCGGGUGAUCCUUACAUGCCGUUGCCGAAUGAUGAAAUCAUAAAUAGAGUAGCAAAGCAGGUUUUGGCUUUAUUUCCAUCAUCCCAAGGUUUGGAAGUUAUUUGGUCAUCUGUUGUCAAGAUUGGGCAGUCUCUAUACCGCGAGGGACCUGGUAAAGAUCCAUUUAGGCCUGAUCAGAAGACACCCAUUAAGAACUUCUUCCUGGCUGGCUCGUAUACAAAGCAGGAUUAUAUAGAUAGUAUGGAAGGAGCAACAUUAUCCGGCAGACAAGCGUCGGCCUAUAUAUGUAAUGCGGGGGAAGAAUUGGUGGCAUUAAGGAAGAAACUCGCUGCCAUUGGAUUGAACCAAGAAACAGAAGUUUCAAGCGUCCCUGACGAGCUAAGUCUUGUGUAAUAACAUUUUAACGCAUUUGAAAAGCACUGUUAAACUUCCUGUCUUGUGAUUGUUGCAGGUAUUUGAAAUAUUUAUCAAUUAGAAAUUGUAUGAAAGUAUAGCCAAUAAAAAAAAAAAAAAAAA
This is a messenger RNA of Rubroshorea leprosula, 2023 nucleotides long. Lineage: Eukaryota; Viridiplantae; Streptophyta; Magnoliopsida; Malvales; Dipterocarpaceae. The record is from the annotation of a GenBank genome assembly.